CGGCGGGCGGCGGGCUGUAUGUAAAUCUCUGCGCCCCAAGUCCUAGGUACUAAGGACCAGCCCCCGCGCUCCGGCCCUCACGUCCAAUAAGAAGCGCCCCCGCUUGACACCUGCCUAUAAACAGGGAGCGCCCGCCGCCCCUCGCACAGCCCGCCCGCAGCCCGCACCGCCACGCCGCGCCGCCGGGCGACAGACACGCACCAUGACCUCCAGCAAGAUCGAGAUGCCCGGCGAGGUGAAGGCCGACCCCGCCGCGCUCAUGGCGUCCCUGCACCUCCUGCCAUCGCCCACGCCCAACCUGGAGAUCAAGUUCACCAAGAUUUUUAUUAACAACGAGUGGCAGAACUCCGAGAGCGGGAGAGUGUUCCCUGUCUAUAAUCCAGCCACGGGAGAACAGGUGUGUGAAGUUCAAGAAGCAGACAAGGCGGAUAUAGACAAAGCGGUGCAGGCAGCCCGCCUGGCUUUCUCUCUUGGUUCCGUGUGGAGAAGGAUGGAUGCUUCUGAAAGAGGCCGUCUGCUGGAUAAGCUCGCAGACUUGGUGGAACGGGACAGGGCCGUGCUUGCGACCAUGGAAUCCCUCAAUGGUGGCAAACCGUUCCUGCAAGCUUUUUACGUGGAUUUGCAGGGGGUCAUCAAAACCCUUCGGUAUUACGCAGGCUGGGCUGAUAAAAUUCACGGGAUGACCAUUCCUGUAGAUGGAGACUAUUUUACCUUCACAAGACAUGAACCCAUUGGAGUGUGUGGACAGAUCAUCCCGUGGAACUUCCCCCUGCUGAUGUUUGCCUGGAAAAUUGCUCCAGCUCUGUGCUGCGGCAAUACAGUAGUUAUUAAACCAGCAGAGCAAACACCACUCAGCGCGCUCUACAUGGGAGCCCUCAUCAAGGAGGCUGGCUUUCCACCAGGAGUCGUCAAUAUUUUGCCAGGAUAUGGGCCAACGGCUGGGGCAGCAAUAGCGUCUCACAUUGGCAUAGACAAGAUUGCGUUCACAGGGUCUACUGAGGUUGGAAAGCUUAUCCAAGAAGCAGCUGGAAGAAGUAAUUUGAAACGAGUAACUCUGGAACUUGGCGGGAAAAGUCCCAAUAUUAUUUUUGCAGAUGCUGAUUUGGACCACGCGGUGGAGCAGGCUCACCAGGGCGUGUUCUUCAACCAAGGCCAGUGCUGCACGGCGGGCUCGCGCAUCUUCGUGGAGGAGUCCGUCUACGAGGAGUUCGUGAGGAGAAGCGUGGAGCGGGCCAAGAGGCGCAUAGUGGGGAGCCCCUUUGACCCCACCACGGAGCAGGGACCCCAGAUUGAUAAGAAGCAGUACAACAAGAUCCUGGAGCUCAUCCAGAGCGGUGUGGCCGAGGGCGCCAAGCUGGAGUGUGGAGGCAAGGGGCUGGGCCGGAAGGGGUUUUUCAUCGAGCCCACGGUGUUUUCCAACGUGACUGAUGACAUGCGCAUUGCCAAGGAGGAGAUCUUUGGCCCUGUUCAGGAAAUCCUGAGGUUUAAGACUAUGGAUGAAGUUAUCGAAAGAGCCAAUAACUCUGACUUUGGACUCGUAGCUGCUGUCUUUACCAAUGACAUCAACAAGGCCCUCACAGUGUCUUCUGCCAUGCAAGCUGGGACUGUUUGGAUCAAUUGUUACAAUGCCUUAAAUGCCCAGAGCCCCUUUGGGGGAUUCAAGAUGUCUGGAAAUGGAAGAGAAAUGGGUGAAUUCGGCCUGCGGGAGUACUCCGAAGUGAAGACUGUGACAGUCAAGAUCCCCCAGAAGAAUUCCUAAGGAGGCCAAGAGGGAAGUUGGAUCAAUAGUUUCUCCUGUACCCCAGCCCCCACUGCACCACCGGUGGCUCCCCCCCCCCCCCCCCCAGUGCUAUGGGUGUUGGCCUCUCAUGCCUUAAAACGCCCCAGUUCCACUGGCAGGAACCUUGGGAAAUCUGGCCGAGCCUGGCGGUCUUCUUUCCCGUUGGCACAGUACCAGUGUACCCCGGUCUCCUCGCUGCACCAGAACUCCUCUGCCACUUGCAGUGGCCCCUGCCGGGCCCCAGGGCCCCAAGCUGAACUCCAUCUUGCCUCUCCGCCUCUUGAGCGGGGAGAGAAGCAGGCUGGCCCCUUUCCUCCCAGCCACGCACUCCUCUCCCGUGAGCCCACCAGUGUGAUGUAAGCAGUGUCCGCUUUCUUUCCUUCUCCUCUCCUUCCAGCUGCCAAAGCCAACCCCAUCUCUAACCUAGAGGAAGAUCACUUAUUUAAAAGUACCCAACAUAACCUAGAAUAUAUGGAAUGUGGGCAACACAUAUAUAGCCUUCUGUAUUUAACUGUUUCUGCUUCCUAACCACACCGGGUUCCCUUUCUAACCCUUGUCUGUCCACAUUUUAAAGAAACCCCUCCUCGCUGUUACUUACCUACGACAGUGCAUUCCGUGGCCCGACGCCUCGAGGGAUGCCACGUGUCCGACCCUCCGUGUGAAUGUCAUGCUCUCCCCUUAUAGCUUGUGCCCAAGUGAACAUACCCGUUAACCAGCUAGUUACCUUCAAACUGCGAUAUAGAAUGUGAAGAUGAAGAUUUAUUUCUUUUAAUUUACUUAAGAAGAAACCUCUGUGCUAGCAAUAAAGCAUUUAUAUUGUGUACUC
This is a messenger RNA of Pipistrellus kuhlii (Kuhl's pipistrelle), 2606 nucleotides long. It is a transcript of the gene ALDH1A2, whose product is annotated as aldehyde dehydrogenase 1 family member A2. The coding region runs from base 203 to 1759 and encodes 518 amino acids. NCBI's taxonomy places the organism in Eukaryota, Metazoa, Chordata, Mammalia, Chiroptera, Vespertilionidae. Gene Ontology annotation, molecular function: aldehyde dehydrogenase (NAD+) activity. The record is from RefSeq and is a predicted model, not a curated record. The transcript is spliced from 14 exons.